Bemisia tabaci is the source of this 1463-nucleotide messenger RNA. RefSeq names its product Hairy/E(spl)-related with YRPW motif (gene Hey). Gene Ontology annotation, biological process: regulation of DNA-templated transcription. The record is from RefSeq and is a predicted model, not a curated record. NCBI's taxonomy places the organism in Eukaryota, Metazoa, Arthropoda, Insecta, Hemiptera, Aleyrodidae. Gene Ontology annotation, molecular function: DNA binding; protein dimerization activity.
GAUGUUUUAAGUGAAUAAUUGUGCGUCUAGUGUAAAAGAAUCGUGGCUUUGUGGAAAGUAGUUCCAAGGAGGGAACCAGAGUUCCCAGAUUUAAUCAUGAAUCCCGAACAAAACGCUUUUCAUUGGAGUUACCCUCACUGGGGCCCUGCCUCCAACAUCCCGCAACCCAGGAGUACACACUCGAUGAAGAGGUCAAUUUCUGAGAGCGACGACUGUGAUGAUGCUUUUUCUGAAGAUUCCAAAGACCAUUGUUCCUCACCCGGAGAUGCCGAUAGUUGUCAAAUGUUGAGUAGGAAAAAAAGAAGAGGAAUCAUCGAAAAAAGACGGCGAGAUAGGAUUAAUUCAAGCCUCACAGAACUCAGGAGACUGGUGCCUUCAGCCUAUGAAAAACAAGGUUCAGCCAAGCUGGAGAAAGCUGAAAUACUUCAAAUGACAGUCGACCAUUUGAAAAUGAUCCAUGCUAAAGGAAUGGACGCCCUAGCCUAUGACCCAUCGAAGAAGAACAGCUACGCCAUGGACUACCACAACAUCGGCUUCCGAGAGUGCGCCGCCGAAGUGGCCCGAUACCUAGUCACCGUCGAAGGGCUCGACAUCCAGGAUCCCUUACGGCUCCGACUCAUGUCCCACCUCCAGUGUUUCGCCGCUCAGCGCGAGCUCGCCACCAAGCAGCCCACGGGCUGGUACCCCGGCAACCCCCCGGCGACCCCCACGCCGGGCAACCUCUACGCCACCCCCACGCCUAUGUCCCCCGUCACCCACCAACUCCUACCCCCUUCCGCCAUCCCCCACCAUCACAACACCCACAACUCUAGUCUUGACUCUUCCGGAUCAUCCCUAGCCAAUUCCUCAAUGAAUAGUUCCUCAUUUAACAAUUCCGCAAAUUCCAAUACGUCCUGUGAGUCGUCACCCCCCAUGGUCAAGUCUGACCCCCACUCCUCAGCGCCCACCACGCUGACGCCUUUGACAACGGUGACGUCAGCCGGGAACUACCAUCACAGUUACCACCAUCAGAACCCCUCCAUGAACCCCCACUACCACCAUAACCUACCACCGACGCCUCAGUCGAAUUAUAGUCACUCCCAGAGUGCGCAAAUGAAGCCGUAUAGACCGUGGGGUGCUGAAGUUGCAUACUAGAUUCCUCGUCUAGACAUUUAGGUUGACCUAAUUUUUCAUCAUUAAUGCGCAAAAAGUGUAAUUUAUUGCGAAAUCCCGAAUAGAUGAAUCUAAAUCAGAAAACUUUGAACUAAGUCAAAAAUAUUUUGAGUGCUUUGGUAGUCAUUAGAAUUAAUAAAUUGUGUACAAAAUAUCUUGAGUUCUCGAGAAAAUAACAUUGUAGCUGUAUUGUAUAUAUGUACAGAAGUAGGUAGGUUAGAUCAUUUGAAACAACCAAUAAAAUGUGUGUCCUUAAAUUUAACCUUAGGUGAGACAACCAAUUAGUCGGUUGAAAAAUAAAGUUUAGCACA